AUGCCUUUGGUCCCUAACUUCCCCGAGCUAAUCCGAAAAAAGAGGGAUGGGGGACGGCUCACGGCGGAGGAAAUCCGAGCGUUCGUGCGAGGUGUCAAAGACAAGACCAUGCAAGACAGCCAAAUAGGUGCCAUGUUGAUGGCAAUAUGGCAAAGUGGCAUGGUCGCCGAGGAGACGCUGGCGCUGACGCGCGAGAUGAUGCUGUCCGGGGAGGUGCUGCGCUGGCCAAAGGAGUGGACGGGUCUGGUGGUAGAUAAGCAUUCCACAGGGGGUGUGGGGGACAAGGUCAGCAUCCCCCUGGCUCCGGCACUAGCAGCCUAUGGCUGUAAGGUGCCCAUGAUCAGUGGCAGAGGCUUGGCUCACACCGGUGGAACUCUGGAUAAACUGGAGUCCAUCCCGGGGUUCAAUGUCCAUCAGUCUGGACAACAGAUGGAGCAAAUUUUAAAGGAUGUUGGCUGCUGCAUUGUGGGUCAGACAGAGAACCUUGUGCCAGCUGAUAAGGUGUUGUACGCAAUCAGGGAUAUUACCGCCACCAUCGACAGUCUGCCCCUUAUUACAGGUUCCAUUAUGUCCAAGAAAGGGGCGGAGUCUCUGUACUCUCUGGUUCUGGACGUUAAGUACGGAAAGGCAGCUCUGUACAAGGACAUCAGAAGUGCCAGGGUGUUGGCGCAGUCUCUGGUGUCAGCGGGGAACGACCUGGGCAUCCGCACGGGUGCCGUUCUCAGCAGCAUGGACAACCCCAUUGGGCGCUGCGUGGGGAACUCCCUGGAGGUGGUGGAGGCCCUCGAGUGCCUGAAGGGCAGGGGGCCCGCUGAUUUACACGGCCUGGUCACCUGUCUGGGGGGGUACCUGCUGUGGAUGAGCGGGAAGGCUUCCACCCUGGAGAGCGGGAAGCAGGAGAUCGGCAAGACCCUGGAGAGCGGAGCGGCCCUGCGGAAGUUCCAGGCCAUGCUGCAGGCCCAGGGGGUGUCCUCAGAAAACGCACGUUCCUUGUGCUCAAUGGACUCGGACUACACCCAGGUUCUGAGAAGAGCUUGCUGUCAGGCGGAGCUGGAGGUGCAGGAAGAAGGCACGGUGCUGGAGAUAAAUGGGAUGAUCCUGGCUGAGGUGUUGCAUAGGUUAGGGGCUGGACGCACCAAGUCGGGAGAACCCAUCAAUCACAGUGUGGGGGCAGAGCUACUUGUCACCGUGGGGCAGCAGGUGAAGACAGGUGACUCCUGGAUAAGAAUCCACUAUGAGACUCCAGCCCUCGAUGAGAAGCUACAGGAAUUCCUUCAGGGGGCCCUGGUCAUCGGGAGCCCAGACCUCCUCAAUCACAUGCCUCUAGUGUCAGAGUUCAUCCCUCCCAAGUGA
Megalops cyprinoides (Indo-Pacific tarpon) is the source of this 1353-nucleotide messenger RNA. Its product is annotated as thymidine phosphorylase. Gene Ontology annotation, cellular component: cytosol. Lineage: Eukaryota; Metazoa; Chordata; Actinopteri; Elopiformes; Megalopidae. The coding region runs from base 1 to 1353 and encodes 450 amino acids. The transcript is spliced from 10 exons. Gene Ontology annotation, biological process: pyrimidine nucleobase metabolic process; pyrimidine nucleoside metabolic process. The record is from RefSeq and is a predicted model, not a curated record. Gene Ontology annotation, molecular function: pyrimidine-nucleoside phosphorylase activity; 1,4-alpha-oligoglucan phosphorylase activity.